This is a messenger RNA of Arachis ipaensis, 1349 nucleotides long. The record is from RefSeq and is a predicted model, not a curated record. NCBI's taxonomy places the organism in Eukaryota, Viridiplantae, Streptophyta, Magnoliopsida, Fabales, Fabaceae.
AAAAAUUAAUCAUAUCUUUUCAUUCAUAGAGUAACUACUAAACUCUGUCUUGUGGUUAGUAGUUUCUUUUCUAUUGGUUUAAUUUGCAGUAUUUAGUUAUUUACUUUGCAAAGAAUAAAUUUGAAGCCAAAAAUUUUUCAGCUAGAGGUAGUGAUAUCAGAAUAAUGGAUCGCGAAGAAGAGAAUAAGUUUGACCAGGAACAUGCAUACAAGCAAGCGAUGACAUUUUGUGUUGUCAAAAUUUGGCCAAAAGAUUCAGAUAUGGAUAGCAAUGUUAUUCAAGUAUUAAGGUUGUUUGAGAGAAAGGAUGAACACAUUUUUCGGAUAUCUGAAAAGAUCAGAGACAAAGUGGUAUGUGAAAUAAUUAAUAUGUUUGGUAGGGAAAAGUUGGUUCAAAGGAUGAAUAAUCUGAAAACAUAUUACUUGAACAGUAUUAAUGGAAGUAUUGAAGAGAAAAAGAAGAUCUUGACUCAACUGUAUCAAGCACUAGAUCUGCUGUCAUUUGAAAUAAAACGCAGAGGGAAAGAACUUUUGACAUUGAAGAUGCUACACACAAGCAAAAAUUUGGCUCAAGAAAAUUCAGUCCUAAGGAAGAUAAAUGUGAACCAGCAGCAGCUGAGAGAAUCAGACACUACUACUUCAACUUCACAUUUGACAGAACUUAGAGAAAUUUUAUUUCAGAUACAAUGGACAUAUCGCUACAGCUACUAUCCUUACAAUCAGAAUUAUGACACACUACUUCAACAGUUGAAAAAAGUGGAAAAGGAUAUCACAUGUGACUUAAGAGAAUGUUUGAAAAACCAAGUCAAGUUUAUAUGUGAUGAGUUAAUGGAGAUGAGGAAGAAAAAGCGUGCAGUAGAAACCAAAAUCAAACAUGCCGAGAGAGAAAUAGAGUGGAUCAAUGAAGAGAUAUGGUCUUUCCAAAUACACUUGAAAGACAAUCACUGCAGAAAGGAAGCAUCGCUUUGCAUUCUUACGAAGUGGAAAGGUGGUAGACAUUCAGAUUCUAAGUGGGAUGUCAGAUGUGGCAACCUGGAAUAUAAUUCUGUGGACAGUAGAAGAUCAUGGAUUUCCAAGUGUCCGAUUGGAUUGCUUGUUAGUACUUCUUAAAAAAAUAAAAGUACUUUUAUUGAAUUUUAAAUAAUCUUAGUUGUAUAUUGGAUUUGUUAGUACUUUUAAAGGUACAUUGGAUUGGAUUGCUUUGUAUAAAGUCUGUCAGUUAGUCAAAAAUAAUCUUAGUUGUAUAUGCUCUCUUGCUAAGAGUUGCUGCUAUAUAUACGUGUGGUUGUCUUAGCUUGCAAGUAACAAUGAUGAAUUCAAUAAUAACAUAGCAAUUCAGUUUUUUUAUUC